GGGAGGGCUCUGUGUGGUGGUCAUUUUUGACACGCCUUACCCUCUUAUUUGAUAAACUCAUGCCACCCAAACCCAAGGUAUCUGAAUUAGGAGAGAAAGCUGUGGAAUUCAGGGUCUCUGGGAACAGACACACUUAUUAGCUAAGUCUAGGCUCUGAACAACAGUUCAUUUUUACUGUUUAUGUCACACACACAGAGGAGUGCUGCCAGCUCAGUAGACAGGGCAGGUACUAGAUGACAACUGGGGUGUGGGGGGUGGGACCAGACUGGCUCACAGCCCUGAGGAAGACAAAUCCUUUCAGAGGGAAGCCCCAGUGCUCACUGAUUUUUCUCGCUGAUUUGCUCUCAGUACUUUAUAGGGGAGCAUGGGAUUUCUGAGGCGCAGGGAGCUUAAUUAGGCCAAGCUAGUGAGGGUCAUAUUUGUUCCAACUUACAGAAUUUUCCAGAUGCUGUGAGAAAUGAGCUAGGAUUCUCUUCUGGAAUGUUCAUUCUCCAAAUGCUACAUCUUGCAGCCCUGGCAACCAGUGAGCCUGCCCUUGUGGGGUGGUCAGCUGCCAGUCUCCUCCUGCCUUAUUUUCUCCCUGAGAGCUAAACCCUCCAUGUCUCCCAAACCAAACUUUUAAAGUACUGAGGAGAGAAAGUACUCUUGUUUAUGUUUAACCUCUUUAUUCACUAGUUUUUUUUAAAAGGUCAGUUUGCCAGGGAUGUGUUUCUUUAUGCUCAUUCCCUUAGCAAGUUCUUCCUGUAGUAGGCGGAGACACUUCCCUGCCUUGGAGAGCACUGGUAGGAACCGCAGUGGAGGCACAGUGCACACCCAAUUCGGUCAAGCCAGGAAGAGAAACAGCACACAUUUUAACCCAUUUUUUCCUAUGCAGAGAGCAAGUCCUCAUCCAUGAACUCAGCCUCCUCCAUGAGGGUCCCUGUCUUCUACUUUCAUGGGAGGCAGUUAGGGGUCCAAGAUUCCCAGCCAACAGGGUAUCGAGUGGUGUAUCCAUUCUAUUCUGCACACUUUGACUGAGCCUUCUCUGACCAUGGUUUAUGUAUGGCUCUGUCAUUUUCUCCUACUCCUCCUCUGUAUUGCCUAUUUGUCUGGUCCUCUGCUGCAAAGCAAAUUCCAAGACAGCAGGAAUGUGGCCCUUGCCGACAUCACUCAUCUCAGAAUUUGUCAGCUUGUGAGGCGAACCUUUUCCUCUUGACAUGCAGUCUUCUCCUCCCUCCCUGCCGGUCCUCACUCAAGACAAGCCCUCUCCGUGGGUCCCUGAGCCACACGACCCACACGCGGCCAGAAAGGCCAGCGAACACAACCUCUAGCUAGCUAUAUCGGACGGUAUGCAGGCAGGUCUGAGUGGGCCACAGGGCUUGCCUUCCAAAGCAGGCUUUAAUGGAGGCCAGUCAUACGCUUUCAAGGGCUCCUGGAGGCCAAUCCCAAGGACUAGGUGGGUUUUGUUGAUACCAUUCUCAAAAUCUUCCAGUCGGUGGUGAGAAAUUAGAUGGGUAUGUUGGACUAACAACAGUAGACAUCUUGCUGGGGCUGAAUUGGUACUUUUCUCAGAAGAAAGUCAGUUCCUGCUUAGCAGUGAAGAGCAUUUGCACCUGAGAAAUACUUUUUGCAUCUCCGGAUGCUCGGCGGUCCUCUGGGGUAGGGGAAGAAAAAAAAAAAACCAAAUACAUCUGGACAGAUGAAAGUAUUUUAAAACAACCCUUCCUGUCUCUGCACAAGGCACAGCAUUGGCGUUCAGAGGGCAGCAGGGCUGCGCCCCCAUCCCUCGGUCCGCGCAGAAGGGAGACGGCUUUCCGGGCCUCGCUUCCUGCACCCACUCGGGACUAAAAAAGAACACGAACAACUUUUUUUUUUUUUUUUUUUUUGGUCCCUCUCUUGCAAAAACGCUCGCGUAACCAGCUCGCUGAAGUAACCGCUCCGGGGGCGGCCGGGUGUGUGUGUGUGUGCGUGGGGCGCGGUUCCGGAGCCCCACGGGCACGAGCACCAGCGCCGGCGGCUGCGAGGAUGCCGGACCAGAUCUCCGUGUCCGAGUUCAUCGCCGAGACCACCGAGGACUACAACUCGCCCACCACGUCCAGCUUCACCACGCGGCUGCACAACUGCAGGAACACCGUCACGCUGCUGGAGGAGGCUCUAGACCAAGAUAGAACAGCCCUACAGAAAGUGAAGAAAUCUGUAAAAGCAAUAUAUAAUUCCGGUCAAGAUCAUGUACAAAAUGAAGAAAACUAUGCACAAGUUCUGGAUAAGUUUGGAAGUAAUUUUUUAAGCAGAGACAACCCUGACCUUGGCACCGCUUUUGUCAAGUUUUCUACACUCACAAAGGAACUGUCCACGCUGCUGAAAAAUCUGCUCCAGGGUCUGAGCCACAAUGUGAUCUUCACCUUGGAUUCCUUGUUAAAAGGAGACUUGAAGGGGGUCAAAGGAGAUCUCAAGAAGCCAUUUGACAAAGCCUGGAAAGAUUAUGAGACGAAGUUUACAAAAAUUGAGAAGGAGAAAAGAGAGCACGCAAAACAGCACGGGAUGAUCCGAACAGAGAUAACAGGCGCUGAGAUUGCAGAAGAAAUGGAAAAGGAACGGCGGCUUUUUCAGCUCCAGAUGUGUGAAUAUCUCAUUAAAGUAAAUGAAAUCAAGACCAAAAAGGGUGUGGACCUGCUGCAGAACCUUAUAAAGUAUUACCAUGCACAGUGCAAUUUCUUUCAGGAUGGCUUGAAAACGGCUGAUAAACUGAAACAGUACAUAGAAAAGCUGGCUGCUGACUUAUAUAAUAUAAAGCAAACCCAAGAUGAAGAAAAAAAACAGCUAACUGCACUCCGAGAUCUAAUAAAAUCCUCUCUGCAACUUGAUCCGAAAGAAGUAGGUGGUUUAUAUGUUGCCAGCAGGGCUAACAGUUCUAGAAGAGACUCUCAGAGCCGGCAAGGUGGGUACAGCAUGCAUCAGCUCCAGGGCAACAAGGAGUACGGCAGUGAAAAGAAGGGCUUCCUGCUGAAGAAGAGUGAUGGGAUCCGGAAAGUGUGGCAGAGACGGAAGUGUGCGGUCAAGAACGGGAUCCUGACCAUCUCCCACGCAACUUCCAACAGGCAGCCUGCUAAGUUAAACCUCCUCACCUGCCAAGUGAAACCGAAUGCUGAGGACAAGAAGUCUUUUGACCUGAUAUCACAUAAUCGAACAUAUCACUUUCAAGCAGAAGAUGAGCAGGAUUAUAUAGCGUGGAUAUCAGUACUGACGAAUAGCAAAGAAGAGGCCCUAACCAUGGCCUUCCGUGGUGAGCAGAGCACAGGGGAGAAUAGCCUGGAGGACCUUACCAAAGCCAUCAUCGAGGAUGUACAGCGGCUCCCUGGGAAUGACAUCUGCUGUGACUGCGGCUCAUCAGAACCCACGUGGCUUUCAACCAACUUGGGUAUUUUGACCUGUAUAGAAUGUUCCGGAAUCCAUAGGGAAAUGGGGGUUCAUAUUUCUCGCAUUCAGUCUUUGGAACUAGACAAAUUAGGAACUUCCGAACUCUUGCUGGCCAAGAAUGUAGGAAACAAUAGUUUUAAUGAUAUUAUGGAAGCAAAUUUACCCAGCCCUUCACCAAAGCCCACCCCUUCAAGUGAUAUGACCGUGCGUAAAGAGUACAUCACUGCAAAGUAUGUCGACCACCGCUUCUCCAGGAAGACCUGUGCCUCUUCCUCAGCAAAGCUGAACGAAUUGCUUGAGGCCAUCAAGUCCAGGGACUUACUUGCAUUAAUCCAAGUCUAUGCAGAGGGGGUGGAGUUAAUGGAGCCACUGCUGGAACCUGGGCAGGAGCUCGGGGAGACAGCCCUUCAUCUUGCCGUCAGGACCGCAGACCAGACAUCUCUCCAUCUGGUUGAUUUCCUUGUACAAAACUGUGGGAACCUGGAUAAGCAAACGUCUGUGGGGAAUACAGUUCUGCACUAUUGCAGCAUGUACGGCAAGCCGGAGUGUCUGAAGCUGCUGCUUAGGAGCAAGCCCACCGUGGACAUCGUUAACCAGAAUGGAGAAACUGCCUUGGAUAUAGCAAAGAGACUCAAAGCUACCCAGUGUGAAGAUCUGCUUUCCCAGGCUAAAUCUGGAAAGUUCAACCCUCAUGUCCACGUAGAGUAUGAGUGGAAUCUUCGACAGGACGAGAUGGAUGAGAGCGAUGACGAUCUGGAUGACAAGCCAAGCCCGAUCAAAAAGGAACGCUCGCCCAGACCACAGAGCUUCUGCCACUCCUCCAGCAUCUCGCCACAGGACAAGCUGGCACUGCCAGGGUUCAGCACUCCACGGGACAAGCAGCGGCUCUCCUACGGAGCCUUCACCAACCAGAUCUUCGCCUCUACGAGCACAGAUUUGCCCACAUCACCCACCAGUGAGGCUCCCCCUUUGCCACCUCGGAACGCCGGGAAAGGUCCAACUGGCCCACCUUCAACACUCCCUCUAGGCACCCAGACCUCUAGUGGCAGCUCCACCCUAUCCAAGAAGAGGCCUCCUCCCCCACCACCAGGACACAAGAGAACCCUGUCUGACCCUCCCAGCCCACUACCUCACGGGCCCCCAAACAAAGGCGCAAUUCCUUGGGGUAAUGAUGUGGGCCCAUUAUCUUCAAGUAAGACGGCCAACAAGUUUGAGGGGCUGUCUCAGCAAGCAAGCACCAGUUCUGCUAAGACUGCCCUUGGCCCGAGAGUGCUUCCUAAACUACCUCAGAAAGUGGCACUAAGGAAGACGGAGACCAGCCAUCAUCUCUCCCUCGACAGAACCAACAUCCCACCUGAGACUUUUCAGAAAUCAUCACAGUUGACAGAGUUACCCCAAAAGCCACCACUUGGAGAGCUGCCCCCGAAGCCUGUGGAACUGGCCCCCAAGCCCCAAGUUGGAGAGCUGCCACCUAAGCCUGGAGAGCUACCCCCUAAGCCCCAAUUAGGUGACCUGCCCCCCAAGCCACAGCUCUCAGACUUACCUCCCAAGCCACAGAUGAAGGACCUGCCCCCUAAGCCGCAGCUGGGGGAUCUGCUGGCAAAGUCCCAGGCUGGCGAUGUCUCAGCCAAGGUGCAGCCACCCUCAGAGGUCACACAGAGGUCACACACCGGGGAUCUGUCUCCAAAUGUACAGUCCAGAGAUGCCAUCCAGAAGCAAGCAUCUGAAGACUCCAACGACCUCACACCCACGCUGCCAGAGACACCCGUACCACUGCCGAGAAAAAUCAAUACGGGGAAAAAUAAAGUGAGGCGGGUGAAGACCAUUUAUGACUGCCAGGCAGAUAAUGACGACGAACUCACAUUUAUUGAGGGGGAAGUGAUCAUUGUCACCGGGGAAGAGGACCAGGAGUGGUGGAUCGGGCAUAUCGAAGGACAGCCUGAAAGGAAGGGUGUCUUUCCAGUGUCCUUUGUCCACAUCCUGUCUGACUAGCAAAAAAGCAGAACCUUCUGUCCGUCCGUCCACACCCUUCAUGCCAGACCGCUGUCUCCAUGUAAUCCUGUGUACAACAUGUAUAUAGCUGCUGUUACAGACCAAGAACUCAUGGAAGGGCCACUCAGGAGGGGAAUAUAGUAUGUAUUGUAAAUAUCCUGUGGUCUUCUGCCUUCACCAGUAUUAGGGUAACCUCGGGACCUGGUGCGCCUUACCGGUUUGCCAAAGCCAUCCUUGGCAUCUAGCACUUACAUCUCUCUGUGCUGUUUUAUGAGCAAACAAAAACCAGGAGUAUAGGAACUGCUGGCUUUCCAGGUGAGGAGUCUCCAGCAGCCGUCGAAGGGUGCAGUACCGACUCCUAACAAUGCAGUAUUCUCAAUGGCGUUACUGAACGUGCGACAUGAGCAGAGGUGGGUUCUGCGCUCCCGGUGGAACGUAAAGUUAGUCCCUGGCCAGCCAGCCUGUAGUUAUCUGUGUACACAGUUUACAGCUACAAAAACCUACUUUGGUAUUUAUUACAGAGAAGUGUUCAGUUACUCGUGUUAUUCCUUCAGCAAAUACUCACUGACACAAAACCCUCUGCAGCAUUUUCCAGCAUAUGCAGCCUUGUGCAAGUUUAGAUGAGUGGGUUUGUACAUCUUAUGGCGAGUGGCCACCCCUGAGAUAUUACCUCAUUAUGCAGAAGUAACAUAUCCUUCAUGACUAUUUUGACAAAAGCUUAAAACCAUGUCUGAUGAAGUCCAACUUUCAGGAACCAAGGACUGCCAGAAACUCUCUGCCUCUACGUUAUGCAUGCAUCUAGACGCUUACCCGAAUUCUGCCUUUUAUAAAGGAACAAACAGGAUGAAGAAGUGAACUGUACAGUUUUAAACUUGAUUGCCAUUAAAGCAGAAGUUACAAGAUUGCAACAAUGCUUGUUUCUGGUCACUCAUUUGGCCUUUUCCACAGUGUUUGCACAUGGUGUGGACGCAGCACCCCCAGCGGUGUUGAAAAGCGUCUAAGGGGUCAGUUCGACAUGAUUUUCUUCACUUUGUUCUUGAUUAAGCCUUGACUAUUCAAGUUGGAAAACUUGUAAAGUCGGUCUUUCCGUUUUCUCGUGCAGACCAGGUGCUGAUCUCACGCUUUUCUCCCUCCUCUUCUCUUCCUUAAACUCCAAUGCUGGAGUAAUUUCAUACCCUCAACUUAGCCAGUAAACACGUGCCCUUCAGGUCAGUUUAUAACCGAGCUGUGGGACGCUGCUAUGAAUUGCACUGUGAUAAAGCUCUCUGCAAGCCAUCUCUGUCUGUCUGUCUGUCUCUGUUGUUGCUUGUGUUUUGAUUCUUUUCCCUCUGCCCAUUCAGCACAUUGCAUCUCCACCUUUGGCUUCAGAGUGAGUUUGGGGAAAGGAUGCAGUAGCUGUUUUACUCCUGGGUCCAGGACUGUUGUGAUUCUGAGGUGUGCUGUCAUGCCAUGUCACAUUUGAGGUGUGCUGUCAUGCCAUGUCACAUUUGGUUAAGUUCAUUUUGAGCACAGCACAGAAGAAAAUACUCUUAAACAGAUAAUCUUGGCAAUGAAUAAAAAACGCACUGAUUUCACAGAAGCAGAGUUCCCCCCAAAGCUUGUGGGAAGGGCCACGGUGCUCAGUAAACACUCAGUUCUGCCUAGCGGAGACAGUGAGAACUCUGAAUAGCCACCCAAGAAAUAACCUUGCAGGACAAACCUGCAAAAUGCUCCAUCAGCUGCUACUGGGAACCGAUCGUGAGCAAUUGCUUCCGUAGUGUCUGGACAUCCGGGUACCCGGGCAUCAAAUCCAGGAGCCAAAGGUGCCUGACAGCACGCUGGUGUAAGGCCGGCAGCACCCGGCAGCCAUGGUUUAGAGGCCGUAAUGGCUUCUGGAAUGUGGUAGUGAUCAUUUUGUUCACACGUUCUUAAGAUGCAUCGAAGUUGCAUUUUGGAGGUCUAGGCUGUCCCCUGCUGAUUUGAACAUAAGCUGUUGUUUUAGAUAAGCAAGUUCCAUCUCUAAAAUGACAGGGAGUCGUUGUUCUCUUCUGCUGCCUGCAGGGACUCACACAAAUGUAUGUUCAUCUCUUUCUUUUCUGGUUUUUUGUUUGUUUCCCAUCAGGAAUUUGAGUUUCCUUCACUCCAUCGUACUGUGGGACAUAGGAAAACUAGGUAGACAUUCCUUUGGCAAUCUUGUUAAGUUUAAAUCUGACCUUGUUCUGGAACGGGGUAAGCCACUAUCUACAGUUUUGUACAUGACAUAAUUAUUUUGAACGUAUGCAACCUUAAGAAAGAAAGAUCAAAUUCAUUCCUUUUUUUCCCCCCAAGAAGGGAAAAAUUAUGUCUGCAAACAGUGUGUCUUAUUUUCCUGUUGGACAGCAAUUGUUAUUUAUUUUUUUAUUGCCUACUACUUGGACAUGGUAUCUAGGAGCCCAGUCAUGCCUGCCACUAGUUAAAUCCCACGUUCAUACCUGGGAGUUACCAUGAAGCAUCAGUACACUUUUUAUUUCACAUGUAUUUAAUGUGACAGUUUCUCAGUACUGUAUGUGUUAAUUUCUACUUUUUUAAUAUUUAAAAUUGCUUUUAAAUAAACAUAUUCUCAGUUGAUCCCAA
Messenger RNA from Mus musculus (house mouse), 7980 nucleotides. It is a transcript of the gene Asap1, whose product is annotated as ArfGAP with SH3 domain, ankyrin repeat and PH domain1. The record is from RefSeq and is a predicted model, not a curated record. The transcript is spliced from 30 exons. Bases 2005 to 5388 code for a protein of 1127 amino acids. NCBI's taxonomy places the organism in Eukaryota, Metazoa, Chordata, Mammalia, Rodentia, Muridae. Gene Ontology annotation, cellular component: Golgi apparatus; cytoplasm; membrane. Gene Ontology annotation, molecular function: GTPase activator activity.